ACGGCACAGAAGAAUGAUACACGAGAAACACGAGCCAAGCGCGACAUGUUGAUGAGCGAAACGAUUAUGGAGUAUAUGUUCGGACUGAAGUCGUCUUAUUUCUCAAACAGCGUUGUUUUUGAGUACGUGAGCAUCAUUGAAAAACCAAACCUUCACUGGAGCGACUGCCAAGCGACAGGCUGAGCAAACUCACAAAGAUUGAGUGUGAUCAUGGCACCAUUCACCAUUUCUCAACAUCAUCCACUGCUGUAUGAUUGCGGUUUACCUCAGAAAGGUCUGUCGAUGCAGUCCAAGAUGAGUCCUGAGCUCUCGUCCGGUUCACCUGGAGAUCCUCGUGGCAGGACGUCCAUCGUGAAGAUCAGGGUCUGUAUGUGGCAGCUCGUCCAGAGAGUCGUGGACUUCUGCACCGGUGUGACCCAGCUCCUCCGCUCCAAGAUGAAGUUUUUCUUCAUUUGUGUGGGGAAAACCAUGACCAUGAGCGAGAUGAAGAAGAGCGGCGCCGAGGUCUUCGAGAGGCCUGGAGGCGAGAUCAGCGAAGGAGCUUCGGAAAGGAAGGAUCCGGAGAUGAAAGUCAUUCUGGAGUCUGCUGAUGAUGAACGGGAAUUGUCAUCGAUUGACUCGAAUGAAGAGGAAGAUGAUGAUGAAGCCAGGCUCUCUGAAUGGGAGUCUGAUGAAGAAACCGAGGAGGAGGACUCUGAAUGGUCAGAUGAAGACGAUGAGGAUGAUGAUGAAGGAGACUCAGCAGAGAGUCGUGAGCUUUGGGAAUCGUUUCUCAACAGCGGUGACCCCUACAACCCUCUGAGCUUCUGCUCGUCCAUCAGCUCCAGAACAAACACCAAGCAAAAGCAGCAAACUCUCGCUCCAGCAGCGACAAGAUCAGAGGAGAGCACGCCAAAUCCACAGACAAACUCAAAGGAGGGCCGGAAGAAGGUGUGUUUCAGUGAUCAGGUGACGGUGCGCCCCCUGCUGGUGUGGAGUUUCGCGAGCAGGGCUGCGAGGGAUGGCUCUUGUUGGAUGCAGAUGGCCAGAGACCGAGAGCGUUUCAGAAGAAGAGCAGAGAGCAUCGAGACGCUCCUAAAGCCCUGCCUCACAGCUGAACACAGAGCCGCUGUCUGGGAGAGACUUCAGAGAAAAACAUCCCCAUAAUGCAUCAUCCUCCAGCUUAAUGUGUUAUCAUCAUAGCAUUUCAUCUAGAUGUUUGUCUAGUUUUUGGUGCUUUUAUUUUUGAAAACAAGUUUGUUUAUUUUUUUUUUUUACUGUGUAAUUUCUAUUGUUACAUUAACGUGGUGCACUUUAUUUUUAUGUCUUUGUCUUACUGGGAUUUAAUUGUGUAUUUUGCACAUGUAUUAUUUUGUUUUACUGCAACACACUGUAAUUCUAAAACAUUGCAUAUUUUAUGGCAUCUGAAAAAUAUUAAACCUUUCUGAAAUGU
This is a messenger RNA of Carassius carassius (crucian carp), 1432 nucleotides long. Its product is annotated as protein phosphatase 1 regulatory subunit 15A-like. NCBI's taxonomy places the organism in Eukaryota, Metazoa, Chordata, Actinopteri, Cypriniformes, Cyprinidae. Gene Ontology annotation, molecular function: protein phosphatase regulator activity. The record is from RefSeq and is a predicted model, not a curated record. Gene Ontology annotation, cellular component: protein phosphatase type 1 complex; endoplasmic reticulum. The coding region runs from base 211 to 1146 and encodes 311 amino acids. Gene Ontology annotation, biological process: response to endoplasmic reticulum stress. The transcript is spliced from 3 exons.